UGGAAGUUACCCCAAAAACGGAUAUUUUCAAGCAGUGAUAUUCCCUCCUUCCAAAGCUCUAAGGCAAUAGCAAAUAUAAACGGAAUUGUUUCCCUAAUAUGCACCAAAAUAUCAUUAGUAAAUGUUCCUUUAGGAGCAUUAAACGAUGAGCUAGUAAAUUUCAACUCAAAAGGGUUUCACCAUAGUGUCACGACUUCUGAAAAGGUUAUGCAAAAGCACCGUGAUACUACUAGCGUUGAGACACCACCUAAAUUUGCAGAUGAAGCAGAAUCAAGAAGCUACUCGACCGUUGCAAAAGCUAUAUUGGGCAUUCUACAAAAAUUUAAAGAUUUGAAAGAUCAGACACCGCCAUUUCCUGGUCCAAGAAGAUAUGGCAACUUUGCAUGCCGUGAUUGGCACGAUAAACUGACAUCUAACAUUGAUUCAAUCUUGGAUGAUGCAUUUUUUGAUCUAUUGCAUGAGGCCGAAAAAUCAGAAAACUAUCUAGGUUUGAAGAAUGAGAUAAGGUAUUAUUUGCUGGGUUCGUUUGGGUCUCGUGAGAGACUUGACUAUGGAACUGGCCACGAAUUAUCUUUUGUUUCCUUUUUAGGAUGCCUAGUAAUGAUUGAUCUUAUCAACCGGGAGGAAAUGAAAGGAAGCGAAUGGUUACUAAUACUCGCUGGUUACUAUGAUUUAGUGAAGUCUCUAAUCUUAUCGUAUACCUUAGAGCCAGCUGGAUCACACGGAGUAUGGGGAUUAGAUGAUCAUUUCCAUUUGAUAUAUGUUUUUGGUGCAUGCCAAUUUACGUCAAAUGCCUCCAUAAAUGUGAUGAACUACAGAAUGGGGUUGACACCCUCGUCCAUAUUGAACCCUGACACCUUAAGAAGAGAACGAGAUAAAAACUUGUACUACAAUGCCAUAUCUUUCAUUCGAAUGGUAAAAGUUGGACCAUUCAGUGAGCAUUCGCCAAUAUUGUAUGAAAUAUCCGCAAGCAAAAACUGGGAAAAAAUUGCUCGUGGAAUGUUAAGGAUGUAUUACGGGGAGGUUUUGUCCAAGUUCCCUGUUGUCCAACACUUUUAUUUUGGAGGUGUUUUUUUUCCAUGGGUCGAU
Pichia membranifaciens NRRL Y-2026 is the source of this 1089-nucleotide messenger RNA. RefSeq lists its product as hypothetical. Gene Ontology annotation, molecular function: peptidyl-prolyl cis-trans isomerase activity; protein tyrosine phosphatase activator activity. Gene Ontology annotation, biological process: mitotic spindle organization. NCBI's taxonomy places the organism in Eukaryota, Fungi, Ascomycota, Pichiomycetes, Pichiales, Pichiaceae. The annotation marks the transcript as partial. Gene Ontology annotation, cellular component: cytoplasm; protein phosphatase type 2A complex; nucleus. The record is from RefSeq and is a predicted model, not a curated record. The transcript has 2 exons.